Molecule: messenger RNA, 5310 nt
Organism: Toxorhynchites rutilus septentrionalis
Lineage: Eukaryota; Metazoa; Arthropoda; Insecta; Diptera; Culicidae
Exons: 1
Coding region: 1-5310 (1769 amino acids)
Biological process (GO): DNA integration
Molecular function (GO): zinc ion binding; nucleic acid binding
Source: RefSeq, a predicted model, not a curated record
AUGGAGCACGAGCAGAGGCUACACCAAUUGACGGUACGACGGACUACGCUUAUGGCUUCGCUGGAUCGUGCGGAACAAUUUUUGGAAAGUUUCGAUGACAACAGGGACAGGAUUAUGCUACAAGUACGACUGGAAAAUUUAGAUACGAUUUGGCGUGAAUUAGAAAGCGUUCAGGCUGGUUUGGAAUGUGGAGUAACGAGUGGAGAAGGUAUGAAUCAAAACGCAUGUCACCGUACCUCCUAUGAAAACAAAUACUUUCGAAUAAAGGCUGGUCUUCUCUCUAAGCUCUCUCCUUUUCUUCCCAAUGAAAACAUCCCUCAAACUCCGCAUGCUAUGGUUUCCUCUAGUCUAAAGGGUCUUAAGCUUCCAACUGUCGCUUUACCAGAGUUUGACGGAGAUUUUAAACAGUGGUUAGCGUUCCACGAUACGUUUUUGGCGCUAAUCCACUCCAAUUCGGACGUACCGGAUAUACAAAAAUUUCACUACCUCCGCGCAGCAGUGAAAGGUGAGGCAGGGCAACUCAUAGAAUCAAUCGGAAUUAGUGCUGUGAAUUACCCGUUAGCCUGGCAAGCUUUAGUCAAUAGGUAUGCUAACGAGUACCUGUUGAAAAAACGGCAUUUGCAAGCAAUGCUGGAAGUUCCACGUGUCAAGAAAGAAACUUCAGCGUCCUUACACGGAAUUGUCGAUGACUUCGAACGGCAUUCAAAGAUAUUGAGACAAAUUGGUGAACCAGUGGAUUCCUGGAGCACAAUCUUGGAACAUUUACUGUGUAUUCGACUACCGGACGAAUCUCUGAAAGCUUGGGAAGACUAUGCGUCCACUAUUGAGGAGCCUACGUACAACGCUCUCGUUGAGUUUUUACAGCGCCGUAUCCGCGUUUUGGAUUCCAUCUCCGUGAAUCACACCCACUCACCAACUUCUUACGUCACGACCACAAAUGUUUCAACAGCUCGAAGGUCUUCCAAUCCUAGACCAUCUACCAGAUCUGCUGUGGAUACCUCCACUAGGUGUUACGCGUGUGAGCAACGCCAUCCAUUGUUCAAAUGUUUCAAAUUUGAAAGGCUUCCUCCGACAGAAAGGAUAAACCUUGUCACGCUAAAACGACUAUGCAUGAACUGCUUUCGAAGUGGACAUUUUGCUAGGAAUUGCCCAUCGAAGUACAGUUGCAAAACCUGCAAGAAACGUCACCAUUCGCUCCUCCAUCCAGGGUAUGUUGACAAUGACGGUCAUUCCCACUACGAAUCAACUGCUCCCGCAUCCGCGCAAGCCACCCGGGUUUCAUCAAACGUAAGUGUUACACCCCCAGAUGAAGGUCCUUCAUCCGCCGUCUUCACCGUUGCCACUUCUACCGAGUCGAUAAUGAACGAAUAUCCUAAUCAACCCCAGAAAAACGUUUUCAUGCUAACCGCGGUUGUGAAAAUUACAGAUCGCUACGGAAAGGAACACCUUGCGCGAGCCCUGUUAGAUAGCGCGUCUCAACCAAAUUUGAUGACGGAACGAAUGGCGCAAAUUCUGCGAUUGAAGCGGAAGAGAACAAAUAUUCUCGUCCAAGGAAUUGGAAAACACUCCCAACAAUCCCGAGAAUCCAUAAGUACUAUAAUUCGUUCUAGAAGGGAAAAAUUUGAAGUCAACGCAGAGUUCUUGAUCCUCCAUAAGAUAGUCGCGGAGCUUCCAGUCUGCAAUGUAUCAACUCGUGAUUGGAAGCUACCCCGUGAUGUUUUCUUGGCUGACCCGGAAUUCAACAAAACCGGUGAAAUAGAUUUGCUGAUGGGCAUCGAACACUUUUUCUCGUUCUUCAACACAACCAGACGAAUACAUUUGGGUAAACAUCUGCCAACGUUGAUAGACAGUGUGUUCGGAUGGCUAGUAUCGGGGAAGUUCAGCCCAGUUCAUCCGAGUGGGCAGAAAUCUCGCUGUAGUAUUACUGCAAUUUCGUUAGUUACCCUGGAAGAAAGUAUAGAGCGUUUUUGGAAAAUGGAAGAGCUGUCGGAUCGCAUCAACUAUUCACAAGAAGAGAAGCAAUGUGAGCAAUUUUACUCCUCCACUGUAUCCCGUCAAUCUGAUGGACGCUAUAUGGUUCGUUUACCACGCAAACAUAAUUUCGAUGAACUGUUGGGACAGUCAAAAACUAUGGCACUGCAUCGUUAUGAACUUCUCGAGCGUAGGCUACUGAAAAAUCCUGAACUUAAGGAAGGAUAUAAUGAAUUUAUGUCAGAAUAUCUCUCUCUCGAACACAUGCGAUGUAUUCGAUACGAUGACGAGCAAUAUUCGAAGACAAAUUACCUCCCGCAUCAUCCUGUUACAAAGGAAGAAAGCACGACUACUAAAUUACGUGUAGUGUUCGAUGCUUCCGCCAAAACCAGCACCGGUUUCUCACUCAACGAAACACUGUUGGUGGGUCCUGUAAUUCAGGACGAUCUUCUGACAAUCAUCCUUCGGUUUCGGACAUAUCCAGUUGCAGUGGUGGCGGAUAUCGCCAAAAUGUACCGCCAGAUUCUACUCCACCACGACGACACUACCCUCCAGAGAAUCGUGUGGCGCUUCAAACCAACGGAUCCAGUAGAAUGCUAUGAACUUCAGACCGUUACUUACGGGUUAAGUCCAUCAUCCUUCCUAGCAACGCGUACGCUGGAGCAACUGGCUGUGGACGAAGGCGAGUCCCAUCCAAUUGGAGCUCUGGCUCUGCGAAAGUCCUUCUAUAUGGACGACUUCAUAGGAGGUGCCCAAUCCGUGGCAGAAGCAAUCGAAUUAAGAAAUGAAUUAACAGAUCUAUUAGCCAAAGGCGGUUUCUCGUUACGUAAAUGGGCGUCUAAUAAACUAGACGUGCUAGAAGGUCUGUCGGCCGAUAAAAUUGGAACUCAAUCGGCUAUCAAAUUUAAUGAACAUGAAACCAUCAAAGCGCUUGGUAUUUCCUGGGAACCCGAGUCAGAUUUCUUUCGUUUCGAUUCCAAAAUUCAGCAUCGAAAAGGAUCUCCUACGAAACGCUCAAUUCUUUCUGACAUUUGCCAACUUUUCGAUCCGUUAGGAUUGCUAUCGCCUGUGAUCAUUCGAGGAAAAAUGUUGAUGCAACAAUUGUGGUUGCUACCAUGCUCGUGGGACGACAAUGUUCCAGAUACAAUCGAGGCCGAAUGGAGGGCGUACAUUGAGCAACUUCCUAGUAUUUCUGCAUACCACGUUGACCGCUAUACGUUUCUUCCAAAUAGUACUGUGCAAUUGCACACAUUCUCGGACGCUUCCGAAAGAGCUUAUGGUGCGUGUACUUACGCCAGAUCACAAGACCAAAGUGGGAAUAUUCGUGUUCAACUAAUCGCCUCCAAAGCACGCGUGGCACCGUUGAAACAAAUUACACUCCCACGUUUAGAACUUUGUGCAGCUGGUGUUGCUGCCAAACUCCAUAACCACAUUAUCGCUGCACUCCAAAUUCCUAUCACAAGAUCUUACUUUUGGUCCGACUCUACCGUCACCCUCCAGUGGCUGUGUUCGACGCCAGGCACUUGGAAAACAUUUGUCGCCAACAGAGUGGCGGAUAUACAAACCCUAACUCACGGAGCAUAUUGGAAUCAUGUCGCUGGUAAAGACAAUCCGGCUGAUUUAUUGUCACGUGGAAUGAAUGUCAACGAUUUCGUAACCAGUGUAAAAUGGAAACAUGGUCCCGCAUGGCUUUCAAAUACGGAAGCAGAAUGGCCAAUCACUAAACGCACGGAUUAUCCACACGAUGGAAAAGAGAGAAGAAAGGUUCUGACGCACACUAUUAGAACCACAACGAUAUCAAGCCCUCGAGUAAAUCCUAUUAUCGUCAAAUUUUCUUCGUAUCGUAAACUGAAACACACGAUUGCUUUCGUUCUGCGUUUUAUUGAAAAUGUUCGUUCUAAAGCUCGCACACAACCCCGCCACACCGAUGAUUCAAGACCUAGUAUCUCACUAACUCGCAACAACACAGAUGCUGCUGAAGAAAAACUGAUACAACUCGCUCAAGCUGAUAGUUUCACGGAAGAAAUUCACCAACUAAAAGUUCACAAAAUGGUAGCAAAACGUUCGUCAAUACGAUUGUUGAUUCCGUUUCUUGACCCUAGGGGAACCAUUCGGGUAGGGGGGAGAUUGAAGCUAUCUGACCAGCCUUUCAUUAGCAAACACCAAGCCCUACUACCAAACUUUCACCCUCUAUCUAUUCUAAUCGCCAAACAUUAUCACCUAUCGCUAAUUCACGGUGGCGGCCGAUUAACACUCGCGGCCAUGAGAUCUAAAUUCUGGCCAUUGAACGGUCGAAGAUUAGUACGCAGCGUGCUACGUAGCUGCUAUCAAUGCAUUCGAGCUAAUCCUGUCCCGAUGAGCCAACAAAUAGGACAACUUCCAGUACACAGAAUCACUGCAAGUCGACCCUUCUCAAUAUGCGGGAUCGACUAUGCAGGGCCAGUAUACAUCAAACCAGCCCACAAGCGUGCCGCACCCACAAAGGCAUACAUCUGCGUCUUCGUUUGUUUCUGCACGAAAGCUGUCCACCUUGAGUUGGCCAGUGACCUGUCGACGCAAGCUUUCCUAUGUGCUCUACGUCGCUUCAUCGCUCGCCGUGGCCGACCGUCGAACAUUUAUUCCGAUAACGGCAAAAACUUUGAGGGAGCAGCCAACGAACUUGGAGAAGUGUAUCGGAUGCUGAGAAAUGAGAACGAGAGGGAGUUAAUCAGAUCCUCAGAAACAAGCGAGGAAAUCAACUGGCACUUCAGCCCACCAAAGGCACCACAUUUCGGAGGACUGUGGGAGGCGGCAGUGAAAGUGGCGAAACGACAGCUGUAUCGGCAGCUAGAAAAUUCGAGACUUUCCUUUGAACACCUAACAACAAUCCUCACUCAAAUCGAAGCGAGCAUGAACUCGCGUCCUUUCGUUCCUUUAAGCGAGGACCCAAACGACAUCGCAGCGAUAACACCAGCCCACUUUCUCAUCGGAAGCACGAUGAACUCAAUUCCCGAACCAGAUUUACGUCAGAUCCCGCUCAAUCGACUGGACCACUACCAGAGCCUCCAGAGAAUCUACCAGCAGUUUUGGCACUGUUGGAGGACCGAAUAUCUGCAGGAGAUGCAGCGUGAUACAAAAUGCUGCAAUCCCAACACGGACAUCCAACCAGGCCGACUCGUGGUUUUGGUCGACGAACUGCAGAUGCCGGUGAAGUGGCCACUGGCCAGAAUAGUUGCACUUCAUUCUGGCAAGGAUAAACAAACACGCGUCGUAACGUUGCGAACGAGCAAAGGCAUCAUGAAACGUCCGAUUACUAGAAUCUGCUUGUUACCUGAGCAGGAGAGUCAAUCACAAACCUAG